UCGCCGCCGAGGAGCUGCGGCGGCGCCUGGAGGGAAGGAAGAGCAGCCCGCGACCCCUGGGGAGCCUCCGCUCCUGGGCACGGACGGAGGGAGCACGACCCAGCGCCGAGCCCGGGCGGCGGAGAGCGGCGGCCGCGAUGAGCAGCGGCGAGGCGGCGGCACGGCCGGGCAGCGCCACCGGCUCCCCCCGCGCCCCCCGCGGACCCGGGCAGCCUCCCCCGCCCGAGCCGCCCCCGCCGCGGCCGGCGCCGGGCUCGGGGAAGUUUGACCGUGCGUGAGGAUGCGGAUUUAUUCCUUCCCCUCUCUCUUUCCCUGGCCGCCGGCGCUCGGCGUACUGGAAGCGGCACUGCACAAAGCCCGGAGCGGCGGCGAGCCCUGCGUGUGCCGUAGUUGGUGUGUGUGCGGUGUGUGUGCGUGUGCGUGUGCGGUGUGUGCGGUGUGUGCGAGUGGCGUUUCUUGUUCUCUUGCAGGGUACAAUGUUAAAAAGCCACCGCUAGUCGCCCCCAGUGCUCCUACUCUCUGGGUCUUUUUGUCUCUAGUGCAGAUUAAACGUCACGUCCGCACUUGAACUUGAAUUUUAUCCCAUUGUACAGAGGCAGCCCCAGCCAUAGAGAGACAGAGCGCUCCCAGAGAACCAGGACUCCGCCAUCUUCACAUUGCAAUAUAUAAUAGUAAUAGCCAGCACCAGCCCAGCUGCACUGGGGGCUUCCUUCCUUCCAGUCCCAGUGCCAGGCGAGGGGGGAAGAGUGCAAAGUGGUGCAGGAGCACUGGCAAUCCAAAAGCACCAGGGCAAAGCAGUGCCACUUGAACUGGGAAAGAGGAGACACAGUUUCGGCUACCCCUUUUCAAAAAAUUCUCUCUAUAUAUCUACCCAGCAAGGGUCAAUCUCUGAGAAACAUUUUUUUUGGCGAUUUUUUUUUUUUUUGAGUGGGGGCUAUCCCAAUUCUAGUACUUUUCUUCCUUUUUUUUUUACUACAGUUUUUUAAUUUUAAUUUUUUUCCUUUUUUCUUUUUUUUUUCUUUUUUUUUUUUUUACCCUCUUGGUGGAAAAGCGCACUUGCCAAUUUGCCAAGCACUCUGGAAAGAGGGAAAGAGAAAAGUGUCAGUGGCGGUGCAUAUCCUCCUAAGUUCAAGAAGAGAUCUGGAAGUCCAAGUGGCAGAAGCAGUGGAGAAAAGACAGUGUGUGAAAGAGAAAGAGAGAGAGAAAGAGCUUUUCCUGAUGAUGAUGAUGAUGAUGAUGAUUUUUAAUUGAGAGGGAAUCCCAACCAGUGCACCACAGCAGCGACAAAAAGGAGGCUUUUUUUUCGUUUUUGAUUUUUUUGAAAGAAGAACUCGAUAAAGAAGAAGAAGAAUAAAGAGGAGAAAAAAAAAGAGGAGGAGGAUCGACCCCCAACACAUCCCCCCAAACCAGUGCAGCUCUCCAGGCGAUGCCAGUGUAAAUGCCAGGGCAAUGUCCCGUCGCAAGCAGGGAAACCCGCAGCACUUGUCACAAAGAGAGAUUAUCACACCAGAGGCUGACCAUGUGGAACCGGCACUGGCCGAUGAGGACGAGAGCCUGGCAAUAGCAGACCCAGGCGGCAUCAGCAUCGCCGCAGGCGGGACAGACCCUGACUUGCUAACCUGCGGACAGUGUCAGAUGAACUUCCCGCUGGGAGACAUCUUGGUUUUUAUAGAGCACAAGAGAAAACAGUGCAAUGGCACUGGUGGUGUCUGCUAUGAAAAGAGCAUGGAUAAGAGCAGCCCUCCCCCCUCCUCACGCGCCGAGCUCAGGAAAGUGUCAGAGCCAGUGGAAAUCGGGAUCCAAGUCACACCCGAUGAAGAAGACCGUCUUCUCACGCCUACAAAAGGAAUUUGCCCCAAGCAGGAGAACAUUGCAGGGCCGUCCAGGCCUGCAAACCUGCCGGGGGCUCCCAUAGCUGCCUCCUCCCACCCUCACACAUCCGUGAUCACGUCACCUCUCCGCGCACUGGCCUCCCUCCCGCCCUGCCUUAGCCUGCCCUGCUGUGGUGCACGUGCAGUCUCAGUUGGCGGGACUCAGACUGAGAUUCAGACUGAGACGUCAGGCACAUUUGGAUGUCAUUGUCAGUUGUCAGGUAAAGAUGAGCCUUCAAGCUAUAUUUGCACAACAUGCAAGCAGCCUUUUAAUAGCGCUUGGUUCUUGCUUCAGCAUGCCCAGAACACACAUGGAUUCCGCAUCUACCUGGAAACAAGCCCUUCAAACAGUUCCCUUACUCCACGCAUCACCAUCCCUCCUCCUCUGGGACCGGAGACUGUUGCACAGUCCCCGCUGAUGAAUUUUCUUGGAGACAACAACCCCUUCAACCUUUUGCGCAUGACAGGACCCAUCUUGCGUGAACACCCUGGCUUUGGUGAGGGUCGGCUCCCAAACACACCUCCGCUGUUCAGCCCACCGCCUCGUCAUCAUCUGGAUCCACAUCGCCUUAGUGCCGAAGAAAUGGGGUUAGUUGCCCAGCAUCCCAGUGCCUUUGACAGAGUUAUGCGUUUAAACCCCAUGGCAAUUGAGUCCCCAGCGAUGGAUUUCUCCAGAAGGCUUCGAGAGCUAGCAGGAAACAGUUCCACACCUCCGCCAGUCUCACCCAGUCGCACCAACCCUAUGCAUCGUCUGUUGAAUCCUUUCCAGCCGAGUCCUAAAUCACCUUUUUUAAGCACCCCGCCACUGCCCCCCAUGCCCCCCAGCAGCACUACGCCUCCCCAGCCUCAGGCCAAGAGCAAGUCCUGUGAAUUUUGUGGCAAAACAUUCAAGUUCCAGAGUAACCUUAUCGUGCACCGGCGCAGUCACACAGGAGAAAAACCCUACAAGUGUCAGCUCUGUGACCAUGCUUGCUCCCAGGCCAGCAAGCUAAAACGCCACAUGAAAACGCAUAUGCAUAAGGCUGGCUCCAUGACGGGCAGGUCAGAUGAUGGACUGUCCACCACUAGUUCCCCUGAGCCGGGCACAAGUGAGCUCACUGGAGAGGGACUGAAAUCCAGUGAGGCAGAUUUCAGGAAUGAGAGCGAUCCUUCCUUGGGCCAUGACAACGAAGAAGAGGAAGAGGAGGAGGAGGAGGAAGAGGAGCUUGAAAAUGAGAGUCGGCCAGAGUCGAGCUUUAGUAUGGACUCAGAGCUGAGUCGCAACCGAGAAAACGGCUCCAAGUCGCUGCCAGAUGAGAAAUCCCUAGUCCUAGGAAAAGUCAUUGAGAAUGUAAGUCUAGGUGCCAUUCAGCAAUAUAACGACAUGUUAGCUGAGAAACAGAAGAGGAGUAGCUUCAUGAAAAGGUCCUCUGACCAGCGAGACUUGUGUCCUCGAGACCUCUGUCAGAGAGAUCCGGGUGACGAAGACUCAGUGGUAGGAGAGCUGGACCGCACUGAGGAAGGUACGGUCAAUGGAAGAAACUUUGGCCCGGGUGAACCCUUCCCAAACUUGUUCCCCCGCAAGCCAACGCCUAUCACGAGCCCCAGUUUAAACAAUUCCUCUAAAAGAAUAAAGGUAGAGAAAGAUUUGGACUUGCCACCAGCAACGAUAAUACCUUCCGAAAACGUUUACUCCCAGUGGCUGGUAGGGUAUGCAGCAUCGCGGCACUUCAUGAAGGAUCCGUUCCUCGGAUUCACAGACUCCCGACAAUCCCCCUUCGCGACCUCUUCUGAGCACUCAUCGGAGAACGGGAGCCUGCGUUUCUCCACUCCACCGGGGGACAUGCUAGACGGGGGGCUCUCAGGGCGCAGCGGCACGGCCAGCGGAGGCAGCACCCCCCACAUCAGUGGACCCGGCCCCGGGCGACCCAGUUCGAAGGAAGGACGCAGGAGCGAUACAUAUUAGGGAAAACAAAAUUGUACAGCGGAUAACAAUCUUUAAAAUUAGCACUUUCUUUUGAAAUUGGAUCAAAUACGUAGCACUGACAAUGUCACUGAAGAUAGAGGCCUUUUCUGGAUGGAUUUCAGCACUAAAGUUAUGGCUAUGGCAACAAAAAAGACAUAGAUGCAGAAGGCUGCUACACUCAAAACCCAGAAACAUUCUUAAUUGUGCAUUACUAUAGGAUAGUUUCUUCUUGUUAAAAGCUAUAGCAACAUAAUGAUGCCAGUUUGUCACUUUCUGGAGUGUUUUUCCCUCCAUCUUCCCCUCCUGUGACUCUUCCCAGAGACAAUAAAAGUACAUCAUGAGCAUUUUAAUACUAUUUUCAAACCUCAGAGGAGCCAAAGGCCAUCUUAUUUUUUUUCUUUUAAAACUACAAAAUCAUAAAUUUGAAUUUAGGACAUCUACUUUAGUCCAUAUUUGCUGUAGUUGAUUACUAAAAGAUAGGAAAGUGUGAAUUUCUCAAUGAAAAGCCUCAACUCAGGCAUUUGGUUUAUGAAUAGAGGUAUUAGAACUAUCUUAGAUGCUGUACAGUGAUGUUAUUAUAAAGAAGGAAAAAAAUAAAUUCUGGUUGAUUUACUCGUCUUGGCAAGAUUCUGCUCCUACCGAAGUAGGUAAGAUUUUUUCCAACUUAAUUAGGAACAGAAUGAAAUUGUAUUCAGAUAAAAGCCUUACGACAGAGAAAAAUUAAAGCAAAGAAAAAUGCACCUGCUCUACUUUCAAAUUCCAAAUUUUUAAAAGCCUUUUUCAACUAAUAUUAGCAAACAGUAGACAAUUAUGGUUAGAGAUUUUAAUUAUGUUGACCCGCACUUUAAAUCUUUUGUUUGUGGUUACGAGAAAAAUGGCUUCUCAACAAGAAAUUACAUCAUAUUCUACUUGGCCCAAAGGUGGGUUAAACUGUAAAAGAACAGCUGAGAUUAAGUGUCAGUGUUGCUAAGCAUGGCAUUCACAAUACUGGCACUAUAAAGAAAAAUAAAUAAAAAUAAUUUAUUGGACAGUUUUUCUACUGCCAUUCAAUUUGACGUGAGUGCCUUGAAAACUGAUCUUCCUAUUUGAGUCUCUUGAGACAAAUGCAAAAUGUUUUUGUGAAAUGGAAAGACUUUUAAAAAAAAAAACGUAAAACAAGAAAAGUACAUUCUUUAGAAAAAAAAAAGAGCCACAUUUACUUAAAAAAAAAAAUUACUGGUUGAAGAUAGUGGACAUGAAAAUGCCAUAAGACCCAAUCAAAUGAAGAUGUAUACCCAGCACAACUUCGGACAUACAUUAGCUGAAUUAUUCUCAGCCUUUUUUUUUUUUCAGGACAACGCUGCUUAGGAAAUGGAAUGGAAAUGAUUUACUGCUGAAUUAAAACUCAAAUGACACAAAUUACAAGUUGCUAUCAUUGAAUGAGAAAAAACAAUUCAGGAACAACGGCUAAUUUUUUUUUAAAAGUUAAAUUUAGUGCACUCUGUCUUAAAAUACGUUUACAGUAUUGAAUACAUACAAGGGUAAAAAAGAAAUUGUGUGUAUGUGUGUUUGAGCAAUCUUUUUUUUUUUCAAAGUUUGCUUAAUAGGUUAUUAAAAAAAUGCCAUAAUGGCCAUGUGUAUAUUGUUUUCUUUUGGUGACGGGGUUUUAGUAUAUAUUAUAUAUAUUAAAAUUUCUUGAUUACUGUAAAAGUGGACCAGUAUUUGUAAUAAUGGAGAAUGCCUGGGCAUUUUACAAAACCAGAAAGAAAAAAAAAAUUUUCUUUUUUCCUUGAAAAUGUUGCAGUAAAAUUUAAAUGGUGGGUCUAUAAAUUUGUUCUUGUCACUGUAACUGUAAAGUCUUGAGUUUUAGUAAAUUUUUUUCUGCCUUGGGUGUUGAAUUUUUAUUUCAAAAAUGUAUAGAAUCUUGUAUUCGGGGAUUAAAAGGUGAUUGCUACACCAUGUAGAAAAAGUAUGUAGAAAAAAGUGCUUAAUAUUGUUAUUGCUUUGCAGAAAAAAAAAAUCACGUUUCUGACCUGUACCUAUUUUUCUCUUUUUUUCUCCCCUUUCCCCCUUCCCUUCCCCUUCUGGAAUGGAUAUUGAUAUUGGUUGAUUCAUAUGAUGUAGGCACUUGCUGUAUUUUUACUGAAGCUUGUAAUUUUUUAACUGUACGCUUGUCCUUUUAAAGGGAUUUAAUGUACCUUUUUGUUAGUGAAUUUGGAAAUAAAAAUAAAAACAAACAAACAGGCUGCCAUAAUAUAUUUUUUUAAUUUGGCAGGAUAAAAUAUUGCAAAAAUAAAAAAAAAUUUGUAUGUGAAGUCCUUAUUGUACAGGAAAAAAGGGGGUUGUUAGACGACCUUUGAGUAAAAGAAACAAAACAAAAUAAUUAAGUGCUUUUUUAUUUUACUUUUUUUUUUCUUGUUGUUGUUCACAAAUAAUUUUAGUUGUAUAUAUAUUUUUUUGUCAGAAAUGGCCUACAAAAAGUGCUGUUCCCACAGGGCUCUAAAUAACUUCAAAGUUGCCUGGACCCCUUGCAUCAAGGUUUUACCAGGUAUGGUUGAACCAGGCUGGAUGGAUACUGCCUAUUUGUGUGAAAAGAAAUUCCGUUCCUGGAAAGGUGUCUGGGGUGACAUCCCACAGCUUCCCUGCAGAUUUGAGAGAGAGAGAGGAGAUUUCUUCCCCUCCUUCCAAACAAGAAGAUGUCCAAUACAUCUUCCUUCUCCUGGCCAACCCCCACUCAUUGCUCCUCACACCCUGCCACUGCCCUCUGGAAGAAAGUCUUUUUAUAGUAAAAAGUGAGAGCUGCUGCAUCACUUUGACAUAAAAUGGUGAAAUGGCCUGCUCUUGGUACAGCUGUAAUCGGGUUGAAGUAAAAUUAGUCCAGGCACAGCCCUCCUCUUCCCUGUCAGAACAGGAUCGACUCCGUGUACAGGUCUUGCCAGUCCAUGUUAUUAGCUGCUUUGCUGCUGUUCACUUCUAAUUGUACAUUCCAUAAAUUUCUGAAUGUUUGAGGGACUGGGAUGAAAUCCUGUACCUUUUGAUGUCUCUCUUCUUUGCAGUUAUUUUUCUCUCUCUCUCUCUCACACUCUCUCCCUUUUGGGUCGAGGGGAAGACGUGGCAGAAGAGGCACUAAUGCUUUAGUGAAGGGGAGGAGAAAAUGAUCACCGCUCUUGCAGAAAAUGACGGUAAAACUAAAAACAAGAAAAAAAAUAUAUUGCCAUGCCAAAUUAUUCUGCUUUCAUUGGUGCAGAACCACUGGAGCAAUUGGAGAGGUACGGGUGUGACAGCAGGGAGAAUUUGGUCCACCUUAUCAGAUAGAUAUAUGCUUGCCUGGCUUGAAUGUCACACCCUUAAGUCUUCUGGACAAAUUCUGUAUCUCAAUUAAACUGAUAUAAAUCAGGAAUUAUUCAUCACUCUUAGUCCUGGAUUAUUCCAGCAUAAUUGAGGUCAGAAUGUGUUCCCUUAAAGGCAAAUUUUCACUUUUUGGUGAAAAUUCAGUUCUCUGGCUUUUGUAUAAAUCCAGUCAUGUGACAGAACUCAGAAGAAUCUCUUGGACUUGCAUCAGUGCAACGAAGAUCAAAAGUUAACUGCACAUUUUCAGUCCAUAAUUCAUUGACUUAAGAAAGAAUUUCACUUUUCAUUUUACUGUAAGUUGUUUAGGAGUUUCAGUCUCACUGUCGUUUUUAAUUAUCCUGGAUAGCUAACACCAGCAGUUGUCUAAUUUUGUGACUUAGAUCACUGAAACGAACAAUAAGUCACCCAAAAGCACAAGGGUUGUGUUUCUGCAGACUGUAGUGAUACUGAAAUGGCCCUCCUUUUCUUCUUGCUUAGAAGAGCCGUAGUUUACUAGGCCAUAAGCACAAUAUAACAUGGACAUAGCUAGAAUGCUGCCGUAGUUCUUUUCACACUUUUAGUUUUACAUUUUUUAAGGUUGAAUUUAUUACUUUCAUUGUUUCUAGUCUUGCUGCCAUUGAAGUCCAGAACAAAACUCCAGUUGACUCCCUGGCAACAGGACAGGUGCAGAAACCUGGUUUUGAAAAGAAAAAUAGAAAUUUUUAAGGAAAGGGUCAAAAAAAUCAGCAUUUCAUCCCAGUCCUAUGUAAAAGACAGUCCAAGGUUUUGUUUAUCACAGGCAAACUCAUUUUUAUGGUGCUCUUUGUAUUUUAGAACUGCAAAGCAAAGUAACAUUGAUUUAAGUUGUUUGCAUUUGUACCGGCAAGGCAAAAUAUUUUUAUUACCUUUUUCUAUUACUUAUUGUAUGAGCUUUUGUUGUUUACUUGGAGGUUUUGUCUUUUACUACAAGUUUGGAACUAUUUAUUAUUGCUUGGUAUUUGUGCUCUGUUUAAAAAACAAGAGCACUUUUUUUUUAUUAUGGAUAAAAUGUUGAGAUGGCUGGAGGUCAUUUCAAUAUGGCUUAGUGAAAUAUUUAUUGUUCCUUUUAUUCUCUGUACAAGAUUUUUGGCCUUUUUUUUUUCCCCUUACUGUCACAAUGUUGAGUUCAGCAUGUGUCUACCAUUUCAUUUGUACGCUCGUUCAAAACAACGUUUGUUCCAGUUUCAAGUUAUAAAAAUAAAUUGGACAUUUGACUUGAUCUCCAAA
Molecule: messenger RNA, 8391 nt
Organism: Motacilla alba alba
Lineage: Eukaryota; Metazoa; Chordata; Aves; Passeriformes; Motacillidae
Gene: BCL11B
Product: BAF chromatin remodeling complex subunit BCL11B
Exons: 5
Coding region: 1450-3816 (788 amino acids)
Biological process (GO): positive regulation of transcription by RNA polymerase II
Cellular component (GO): nucleus
Molecular function (GO): DNA-binding transcription factor activity; RNA polymerase II cis-regulatory region sequence-specific DNA binding
Source: RefSeq, a predicted model, not a curated record